AUGAAUGAUACAACUGGGUAUGUUAAUCUUUUGUAUAGUCAAUGUUCAGUUGACCUUGAGUCACCCGAACCUGCUUGGUUCGGUAGUCAAGGUCCUGGUGAGUCUCCUGUCGAGUCUGGUGUCGAGCCCACUAUCAAGGAGAGGAGGAAAUGGUCCCCUAGAGAGGAUAAAAUCUUGAUUAGUGCGUGGCUUAACACCAGCAAAGACGCUGUAGUCAGCAAUGACCAGAAAGCCCAAAAUUUCUGGAAGAGGAUUUUGGACUACUACAACGCAAGCCCUCUCCUUGUUGGGAUAUUACCUAGAGAGCUUCGCCAGUGCAAGCAGAGGUGGGCUAGGAUUAACGAGCAAGUGAGUAAAUUCGUAGGAUGCUAUGAUGCAGCUUUGAGGGAGCAGAGAAGUGGCCAAAAUGAUGAUGAUGUGAUGAAAGCUGCCCUCGACAAUUUCUGUGAUGCUUACGGUUACAAGUUCAAUCUUGAACAUGGGUGGAGGGAGCUGACGAAUGACCAGAAAUGGUGCUCAACCUAUGUUUCUAAAGACGGUGGGAAGGACAAGUGA
Brassica napus (rape) is the source of this 555-nucleotide messenger RNA. Its product is annotated as glutathione S-transferase T3-like. The record is from RefSeq and is a predicted model, not a curated record. The transcript has a single exon. Lineage: Eukaryota; Viridiplantae; Streptophyta; Magnoliopsida; Brassicales; Brassicaceae. Bases 1 to 555 code for a protein of 184 amino acids.